Messenger RNA from Rhincodon typus (whale shark), 443 nucleotides. Its product is annotated as putative ATP-dependent RNA helicase DHX57. NCBI's taxonomy places the organism in Eukaryota, Metazoa, Chordata, Chondrichthyes, Orectolobiformes, Rhincodontidae. The annotation marks the transcript as partial. The record is from RefSeq and is a predicted model, not a curated record. The transcript is spliced from 3 exons.
AUAUGUUUUGGAAGAUAAAAGCCCCUAUGCACGGACUGGAAAGCCGAACCAGUAUGCUGAACUCUGGGGAGCUAAAGGUGAAAACAACAGAAAGUUGUUAGACUCAUUUGAGGAACAGCUAAGAUCUUUACACCUGCAAGAUCAAUCGUCAAUCAAGGACAGCAUCCCAGACCAGCAUCUGAAUGUUAAUCAACUGAUGAUCCGAUACAAAGGGAUUAGUAAGUCAGUAUUAAAGACUAUGGCUAGGAUGGAUCUGGAUAAGAUCAACUUGGAUCUAGUAGAAGCCCUACUAGAAUGGAUAGUGGAUGGAAAACACAAUUACCCUCCAGGUGCUGUUUUAAUAUUUUUGCCUGGCCUGGCAGAAAUCAAGUUACUAUACGAACAACUUCAGUCUAACCCUUUUUUCAACAACAGGCGUGACAAAAGGUUUGUAAUUCAAAGAA